UUUAAAAUUAGCCAUACCCAAAAGAAAAAAGAAAGUGAGCUCGUCUCGUCCGUGUUUGUGUGAGCUACCACUACACACACCACAUCCAUUCACGGCAAUAGGAUGUCCGAUCCUCCUGUGUACUGCAGCAGCGUCCUCCGAUCAGGCCCGUCUUCGUCGUUGCAAGUCCACGGCCCCGAAGCGCUCCGCUCUGAGCUCCACUGUCCACAGCCUUGCUUACUCCAAUUAACUCCAAUUAAACUCGUCGCUUCCACAAUUAAAGAAGCGGCUAGUGGCUAUAUAGCCUCCUAAUAAUCGGCCCCUCUCUCUCUCUCUCUCUGGCCAGUUAUUGCGCUGGGUAUAUCGUGCUAGAUCUUGCUGCGCUGGUUCGCGUCUCGGUGGUGGGCGGCGCGCCUCAGCCUUUUCUGCUUGUGUGCGUGCGAGUGGUGUAGAGAAGAGUAAUUGCAGGCGGCAGGCACGCGAAAGAACACUACUCUCGCCUCCCCCCACUCCCUCACGUGAUUCAUACUCUCGUGCUACUACGUCCUCCCAACCGGCCGGCCUCUAGCUAUAUAUCCAAUCCAUAAAAUCCCAGCCGGCUCUCUCCCUCUCAUGAUCAUGGUUGAGGCGGUAGCUGCAGUAGUGGAGGAGGAACAAGAGGAUCAUUGGGAGGCGGUGGUGGUGGUGGUGCGUGAGUACGACGGCGAGCGCGACCGGCGCGGCGUGGAGGAGGUGGAACGGGAGUGCGAGGUGGGCUCCUCCGGAUCCGGCGGCCGCUCCGGCAAGAUGCGCCUUUUCACUGACCUCCUCGGCGAUCCCCUCGCUCGCAUUCGCAACUCGCCGGCCUACCUCAUGCUGGUCGCCGAGACUACAGCAACCGGCGGCGGCGGCACGGAGAUCAUCGGCCUCGUCCGCGGCUGCGUCAAGUCCGUCGUCUCCGGCGCCUGUAGCACGCAGCCCAGCAAUCAGGACCCCAUCUACACCAAGGUCGCGUACAUCCUCGGCCUCCGUGUCUCGCCCAACCAUCGGAGGAGAGGUGUGGGGAAGAAGCUGGUGGAGCGGAUGGAGGAGUGGUUCCGCGAGAAGGGCGCCGAGUACUCGUACAUGGCGACGGAGCAGGACAACGAGGCGUCGGUGCGCCUCUUCACGGGCCGAUGCGGCUACGCCAAGUUCCGCACGCCCUCCGUGCUCGUGCACCCGGUGUUCCCCGGCCACGCCCUGCCGCCCUCCCGCCGCGCCUCCAUCUCCCGCCUCGACACGCGCGACGCCGAGCGCCUCUACCGCCGGCAUUUCGCCAGCGUCGAGUUCUUCCCCGCCGACAUCGACGCCGUGCUCUCCAACGCGCUCUCUCUCGGCACCUUCCUCGCCCUGCCGGCCGGCACGAGGCCGUGGGACGGCAUCGAGAGCCCCCCGGCGUCGUCGUGGGCGGUGGUGAGCGUGUGGAACUGCGCGGACGCGUUCCGGCUCGAGGUGCGGGGCGCGACGCGGCUGAUGCGCGCCGCGGCGGGGGCGACCCGGCUCGUGGACCGGACGGCGCCGUGGCUUGGCAUUCCUUCGGUGCCGGACCUGUUCAGGCCGUUCGGGGUCUGCUUCAUGUACGGCGUGGGCGGGGCCGGGCCGGGCGCGCCGGGGCUCGUGCGCGCGCUGUGCCGGCACGCGCACAACGUGGCCCGGCGGCGCGGCGGGUUCGGCGUGGUGGCCACGGAGGUGGGCGCCCGGGACCCCGUCCGCGCCGGGGUGCCGCGGUGGGCGCGCCUCGGCGCCGAGGACCUCUGGUGCAUCAAGCGGCUCGCGGACGGGUACGCGCACGGCGGUGGCACGCUCGGCGACUGGACCAAGGCGCCGCCCGGGCGUUCCAUCUUCGUCGACCCCAGAGAGUUUUAGUUUAGUUGGCUUCCAUUUUCCUUAGUCCACCACCAUUAGCUAGGUUUUUGUUUUUCCCGUCCGUCUGAUCUGUGUCGCUCGCAUGCGACGGCCUGCUGCUUUCCUCAGACAAGUGAUCCCUCCUGAACAUUCCGCGUUUCAAGCAUUUCGAAGGAUGUCGUGCAUUGCAUUUCGGCGGAUCUCCUUUGUUUCAUCUUCUUUACGUUUAGACCUGAUGAAUGGAGUGAGUGCAAAUGUGAGCUGCAUCGUUGCAA
Molecule: messenger RNA, 2117 nt
Organism: Brachypodium distachyon (stiff brome)
Lineage: Eukaryota; Viridiplantae; Streptophyta; Magnoliopsida; Poales; Poaceae
Product: probable N-acetyltransferase HLS1
Exons: 3
Coding region: 592-1863 (423 amino acids)
Molecular function (GO): acyltransferase activity, transferring groups other than amino-acyl groups
Source: RefSeq, a predicted model, not a curated record